Penicillium angulare is the source of this 474-nucleotide messenger RNA. RefSeq lists its product as uncharacterized. Bases 1 to 474 code for a protein of 157 amino acids. Lineage: Eukaryota; Fungi; Ascomycota; Eurotiomycetes; Eurotiales; Aspergillaceae. The record is from RefSeq and is a predicted model, not a curated record. The transcript has a single exon.
AUGUUUAGAUCAAAAAUCGCGACUCAACCUCAAAAUAUCGCAGAGCGGAACCUUGAGGACUCUGAAGAUACAAGCUUUUUGCCCGUUGUUCGGGCAUAUAAUGGCGCUAAAACCUCUAUUUACUGCAAGUAUUUCCCCUCGCCAUGGUAUUCAAGGACAUUGGGCAAAGCCUCCAAUUAUUCUGCUCUUGAAUUCAGAGAUAAAAGUUCAAGAUCCAUUGCAUGGAGUGAAAUGAUCACAGAGAGCGAUUUCCCGUCGAAUCAUCCUCAGACAACGUCCUAUCAAUCGAUUCUUAACAUUCGGAGCCGUCCUCCAGCCGACUUCAGUAUCACAGCAUUCGCAAAUGUGACUGAGGUCAUUAUGAAAAUGUUGCUUCAUGAAAGGUCAAGUACCCAGGGAUAUUUGGCAGAACGCCAUUGGAAAGACAAAGUCAGCGUGAAAGGCUGGAAAGAAGAAGUCAGCAUCAAUUUAUAA